CUGCUGUCCUCCUUGACAUUCUCUCUAUACUAUACUAUAAGGAAGUAUAAUGAAAAGAGGGAUUUUUAUAUUACACUACAAUCAAAAAGUAUCGUAUUUGGUAUUGCUAUCAACUGUAUUACUAUCAUUAAUUCAAUUGUUUUAAUUUCAAUUAAAUCCAAGUAAUGAAUUAAAUUAUGCUUCUUGUGCUUUGUUGUUAUUGAGUACUAUCUAAAUAUUUACAAAUCAACUUUUGUAACGUUGAUUUUAAUCAAUUUUCGUUUAGAUUAUGUUCUAUACACGAGACGGCAAGACCAACAAACUAGCAUACAAUCAAGCAAUGGAAUGAAAUUAAGGGCUUUGACAACCAGUCCACGCCAAGUAGUAAAUCAUGAUUGGAAAGGGAACAAUGAAUGGGGAUGGUGCGACGAGUGUGCUUGACGAAACGGACAGGACAGGUCCAGUUGCCAGCAAUUUUUGCCGAGAUUUUAUACGUGGUUGUUGUAGUCGAGACAAUUGUAGGUUCAUACACGAAAUACCCCCUACAGCUUGUUUGAAGGAACUGUUCCGAUUUUGUCAUGAUUUUCAAAAUAAAGGUUGCUAUAGAAAUAACUGCAAAUUUAUUCAUAGUACCGUAGAAGAAGAGGAGAACUUUUAUAGUAGUGGCGUAUUCCCACGGGACCCUCGCAAUAUACCCGUGUGCCAAGCCUAUAUACAUGGAUCCUGCACCAAUCAAGACUGUAAACUGUUUCAUCCACCCGAUGUAGGGAGUAAAGAAGUAGUUCCAGUGCUUAUGGUCCCAGCUCCAACAUACAAUCAACCGUUACCACCAAUCAGAGAUGAAGAUUCACCACCUGAGGCCAAGUUCAGAAGGUAUGCAUAUGAAGAUACAAUUGAUAAACAGAUAUUAACCACAACAAAUUUAUGUCCUAACUGUGAAAAUUUGGACCAUAAAGUGAAGUUAUUACAUGAUAAUAUUAGUGUUCUAUUAAAAAAAGUUGCAGAUUUAACAGAGAAGAAUGUACAGUUAACUUCCAUGAAUGAGUUUUUGUUGGAACAGACAGCAUCAAUAAGGAGUGAACAAUCUUGUGUUAUUACCUCAAGGCAUGGUACUUCAGCUCCUGUAUCUUUAGCUACUGUGAGUGUAACUCCUGUAGUAAGCCUUGCUGGUGCUUUGCCAACCCUGGUUCCUGCUGCAGCCACUCCAAAUUUAGCAUUAGCACCAGCUGCUUCACGUGCACAGCUAUUAACACCAGCACCUCAAAUACUCACAGUUAGCACUACACAACAACUUGUUGGGAAUUCUGGUGCACUAAUAGUGACCAGUGCUGGAGCUCAACAGCUAAUGCAAGUUAGUGACUCUGGCACUUUAAUGGGAGGUGGACAAACUGUGGUGGUGACACCUGCACAACUAACAUUGGCUCCACCUGCUCAGCAAUUGAUGAGUAAUUCACAAACAGCUGUGCAACAAUUGGUACAGCAGUCGGCUUUGCAAUCUCAGGUUGUUCCUCAACACACAGCACCACAGUUUGCAGCUGCUCAGCAGUCGGUGCAACAUCUGGCUGCAGCACAACAGUCUGCCCAGCAUCUGGCUGCAGCACAACAGUCUGCCCAACAUCUAGCAGCACAGCAGUCUGCACAGCAUUUAGCGGCACAGCAGUCCGCCCAGCAUUUGGCAGCGCAACAGUCGGCACAACAUUUGGCUGCUCAACAGUCGGCCCAGCAUUUAGCAGCACAACAGUCAGCUCAACAUUUGGCUGCACAACAGUCUGCUCAACACUUAGCGGCACAACAAUCUGCUCAGCAUUUAGCAGCCCAACAAUCUGCACAGCACUUGGCUGCCCAACAGUCAGCACAGCAUUUAGCUGCUGCACAGCAAUCAGCACAACAGUUAGCGGCUGCAGCACAGCAGUCAGCUCAACAAAUAGUGGCACAGCAAUCAGCCCAGCAACUUGCUGCUCAACAGUCUGCUCAGCAACAGCUUGUCCCUUCUGCACAGCAUUUAGUGCAUCAGACGUCUACUCAACAGAUAACUAUAUCUAGUACUAGUCAACCAAUGGCUCUGCCCAAUUCACAAGCUCAGCCAAUAACAUUCCCCAUAAUAUCCCAAAGUAUAUUGCCUCACUAAAACUUGCAUUUUAAGUACUAGAAUGUUAUGUUUGGAAUUGGUACAUAAAGCUUAGAACUGUCUGUAAUUAAGGAUAAUAAAUAUUAGGAUCUUGCAUUGUAAAAUGCAUCAAUUUGUGAUUGCUAGUUAUUUGAAAUCUUUUUUCAAUUAGUCUAGGACGUUAAGACUAGCAAAAAAUGUUAGACGACUUUAGUACAUUUAGUAGUAAAUUAAUCAGUAUUUUUAUGAGUAACGUUGCCUAUAUAUAGUAUUUGCAUUCAAUAAAAUAUGUUUUGUCUUCAAACUCUUGUGCUUUUAGCAGUUUUAUUUUAUAUUUAACAUGUGUGCAUAAUUUAUCUUGUAAUGUAAUUUUUAUAAUAAGUACUUGUCUGACUGACGACAAGUUUCGAGUCCUAUGCCACAUAUGAUUUUUGAAGCUAAAUCUAUUAAUUUAUAGAAGUAUGUAUAUGAGACUAUUAAUUUGAUUUAAAAAAAUGUUUUCUUUAAUAGAAAGUUUAUCAACGAUUCUUAAUACUUACACGCUAUUUUAAGACGUUCUGAAAUUUAAAACAAAUGUAGAAAUUUGAAAGCGCCACCACACUAUUGUAUACAUUUUAUUCUAUUAUAUUGAUAAAAAAAAUACGAUUUGUGAAACUUAUAGGUAUGUAAAGAAAAUUAUACAUAUAAUUAUCAAGUAUCCGAAAGAGUAAGUUUUUGUUGUUAUAACCGUGGUCAGGGUUGUAAUGUACCUAGUUAUUAACUGAUUUUUGUCAUAGUAGUAAUAGCUUUCCCUGUCUUAAUGCGGUGGCCUACACCAUAAGAGAGCCUUUUGGGUAGUUCGAAUCAAGUCAAUACCUAAAAAUUUGUGAUGAUAAUUGUUUUUUUAUAUAAAAUCAUACAUGCCAUUUGAAAAUUUUAUAUGAAACUAUGUUUUUUGUAUAUGUUAGAAAACACGUUACUUCUACAUCAAUAUUGUUAACCGAUAUUGAUGAUAAUUUUUGAUUAUCCCAUGAAAAUUAUUUUUUGUCAUCCCAAUUUUCAAAUACGUAGUAAAUACUUAACCUACAUAAUUGGCUAGAACAUUUUGUGUAAAAAUUUAUAGUUAAAUCGAGUCUUACUCUAAAGUGAUAUUACCGAUUUAGUAUUUGAAUAAUCUUACUGUAUGCUUUCAUGAACAUGCUGUAAUUUAUUUUUAAUAUUAAAAGGGAUUUUUAAAACA
Molecule: messenger RNA, 3305 nt
Organism: Galleria mellonella (greater wax moth)
Lineage: Eukaryota; Metazoa; Arthropoda; Insecta; Lepidoptera; Pyralidae
Exons: 1
Coding region: 371-2107 (578 amino acids)
Molecular function (GO): metal ion binding
Source: RefSeq, a predicted model, not a curated record